UGUCACAGCCGGUGAUCGUCGAGCAAGUGCGGCCGGGCCUUUACUGUUGCCGAUGGCGGAUGGCCGAUAGUGUUCGUGAUUUCCAUUGUUACGCGAACGCGUUCAAGUUACGCGGCCGUCGGCCGAGCUCGUACAGCAUCACGGCCACCUGGAUCGAGAAAAAGUACAACGUUAUUGUGGAAGCGUCACGCGAAUCUGUUCAGAAAUCGAGUCACGAAAAGGCUAGAUUAUUCAGCAUCGGAGAAGAUGAACUGGACAAUGAUGCCACAGUUACCCCACCAGAAGAGAAAAGAAGAGAUUUGCCGCAAUCCGUAUGGAUUAGUUACGGAGGCGGGCAGAAUCAAAUUUUAUCUGAAUUGGCACCUGGUGUUUGGAGAACGAACGAUUUCCAGUUCAACACUUCACUGGGCCAACGUUCGUUACCUUAUCGUGUUAUGACCGGUAGGCCAUGGGCGGGAUGCGGAUUGACAUUCCGUUUGUGGAUGGACUUCCAGACGACCAGCCGAGGCGAAAGAACAGCAUUGAGGCAUUUCAGCGAUGCAUUCACCAAUCAGACCUACUGCGAUGUCCAGUUCGAGCUCGGAUCAGAGACGAUAGGAGCCCACGUCGCUGUCCUAUCAGCUCGAAGUUCCGUCUUCUCCGCCAUGUUCCAGCAAGACAUGCAAGAGUCUAAUACGCGACGCGUAGUCAUUUCGGAUAUUGAACCGGCCGUUUUCAAACAAUUGUUGCAUUACAUGUACGCAGGUAAAGCACCUGAUCUGCAAAUGUUGGCCGAUGAAAUGGCCCAGCUGCUGCUGUUGGCCGCUGACAAAUACGACGUCCAGGAUCUGAAAGAUGAAUGCCAAUCGUUGAUGCGAUCGCGACUGACUGUUGAAAACGCAUUCGAUAUUCUCUUGUGGGCUCAUUAUCAUUCUGUAACUCGAUUAGCCGAAGCUGCGUUGACAUUCGUGGCCGAAUGUGACGAAGAAACGUGUGCCGCUCAAUCCGAUCUGGAGGAAAUGAACAAAGUGUGUCCAGAACUCUGUAAUCUCAUCGCCAAUAAACGAACGUUGAUUAACAACCCGUCCUUGUGCCUCUGUUAAUAUGUACAUAGAUUUAUUGGAAACAUUGUUGUGUCGUUUUUGUAUUUUGGCCGUUGAAUAGGUUGUUUUGGAUUG
Messenger RNA from Daphnia carinata, 1157 nucleotides. RefSeq lists its product as uncharacterized. The record is from RefSeq and is a predicted model, not a curated record. Gene Ontology annotation, molecular function: ubiquitin protein ligase binding. NCBI's taxonomy places the organism in Eukaryota, Metazoa, Arthropoda, Branchiopoda, Diplostraca, Daphniidae. The transcript is spliced from 2 exons. Gene Ontology annotation, cellular component: cytoplasm; nucleus. Bases 60 to 1082 code for a protein of 340 amino acids. Gene Ontology annotation, biological process: proteasome-mediated ubiquitin-dependent protein catabolic process; regulation of proteolysis.